CGCAAAGUCCAAUAAAUAUUCGGGAAAAUAAGAAUGUUUUUAGGUUUAUAGAGUUGAUUCUGUCGGGUGCACAGGCCCAAAAUGAGAAGCGACAAAUAUGUACUAAAAUACGGAGAAGCGAUAUACAUUUUAAAAUAUUAAACUUGUCUCAUUUCCAUAAAUUCUAUUUUGCAAACUUCAGUUUUAGCGAUGAUGCCUGGCUAGUUAGCGCGAUGGCUAUGCUAAGCUAGCUACGUAGCUAUUGUUGGGGAAGCUUGGCUGACUACGAGCGUUAACGUUACUCACUCGAAAAGGAUCAAAGUUCAUAUUCUCGAAUGCUAUUGCAUUUUUUUGUUGUUGACCUGGUGGUAUUCUGCGUACUGAAAGCGACACUAUGUAUCUAAGUGAUUAUGUGAUUAGUUAACUGAGGCAGUGGGUUAGCAAAUAGCUAUCUAUCAUUCAAAGUGUCCACAUUGUGAGAGAACAAUCCAUUUGAUUAUCGCUCACUUGAAAUGUCUGAUUUGACUUGUUUCAAUGCUGGCCUGAUCAUCAGAGGUCUCCUUGUUUACAACCACCAAAAAAACUACUGUCACUGAUCUAAAUGUUUACGUCGGCGUUAGCCAACGAGGAGCCAGUACCCUCCGUUGGGAGUACGAGCCCAGGAGGUUCAGCAGAGGACCAUGAGUUUGAUCUUUCAGCAGAUAUGCUCGUCCACGACUUUGACGACGAACGCACACUGGAAGAGGAGGAGAGGCUCGAGGGAGAGACUAACUUUAGCAAUGAGAUCGACGACCUUGCCCGGGAGGGAGAGAUGCCCAUUCAUGAGUUGUUGAGUAUGUACGGAUGUGGCGGCGGUUCCCCUGCAGAUGGAGAGGAUGAAGAAGAGGAGGAGGAAGACUUUGAGGAUGAAGAGGAGUUGGAGGAGGAGGAAGAGGAGGAAGAGGAGGAUGUGGACAAUGAUGAAAGCAGUAGAAACAUUGGCGAGCUGAAGAGGAAUAAGACCGAGAGGGUGAAGAUCUCGUCAGGAAUGGGGAAUGAGAACCAGUUGUCCAGUGAGGGUCGCACGCGCUCCGUCAAAUCCCACGGCACGGCAGAGCUGAUACGCGGAUCACAGACCCUCAAGUACUUCGAAAAUAAGGAUGCAGAGGAAGAGUCAGAAGAAGAUGAAAAUUAUGUCCCUUCUGAGGAUUGGAAAAAGGAAAUCAUGGUUGGGUCCAUGUAUCAGGCUGAAACACCGCCUGGCCUUUGUAAAUAUAAAGACUAUGAGAAAGUAUAUGAAAACGAUGACCAGCUUUUAUGGGACCCCGAGUUCCUUCCCGAGGGCAAGGUUGUGGAGUUUUUAUCUCAGGCGUCAAAACGAACAGGAGAGGAGAAAGGAGUGGAUGCCAUCCCUGAGGGAUCCCAUAUCAAAGACAAUGAGCAGGCACUUUAUGAGUUGGUCAGGUGUGAAUUUGACACAGAGGAAGCUUUACGAAGACUGAAGUUUAAUGUGAAGGCAGCUAGAGAUGAGCUGUCUGUGUGGACAGAAGACGAAUGUAGAUAUUUUGAGCAAGGACUAAAAGGUUAUGGGAAAGACUUUCAUUCAAUACAAGCCAACAAGGUGAGAACUAGGUCAGUAGGAGAAUGUGUGGCCUUUUAUUACAUGUGGAAGAAGUCUGAGCGUUAUGAUUUCUUUGCACAGCAAACCAGGCUGGGGAAAAGGAAAUACAACCUUCACCCUGGGGUCACGGACUACAUGGACCGGCUGCUGGACGAGACGGAGAGCGCCACGUCCAGCCGGGCGGCCUCGCCCCCUCCCACCACCUCCAACAGCAGCACCAGCCACUCUGAGAGGGAGGACGGCAGUAGCAGCCACAAUGGUUUAGUGAGUCACAACUUGGGCUCGGGAGAAGCUUCCCAGUCAUCCACGGUGGCGAGCGAAGUCAAAGCAGAAUCCGUCCAGUUCAACGGGCUCACCUCCCCCCACCCCUCUCUGGAUGUUCUCCCUCCUCCCACUGCCCCCCACCCCUCUCUGGAUGUUCUCCCUCCUCCCACUGCCCCCCACCCCUCUCUGGAUGUUCUCCCUCCUGCCCCCCACCCCUCUCUGGAGGCUCUCCCUCCUCCCACCACCUCGGACAAUGAGGCCAGGGGCUGCGAGGCAGUGGCCGCCACUCCCAGCCACGACAGGAACGGCUCCCUGGAGCCUCAUUGUGGCAACAGUCACUACGAUGACAGGCCGGCCAAGAGGUGCCGGAGAGAGGCGGAGCCACCAGAGCCCUCCAGAACAUUGACGACCCUCCAGCAAGAGGACAAAUGAUAAUGAUGACCCCUUCUCAGAGAGGUCAAAGCGCACAGAACCAAACCUAAAAAAAAUAACUUGGUUGUAUUCAUUAGUGCACACCGCAGCAAAACAUUUUGCAACAGAAAAAUAAAACUAGAUUUUCUUAUUGGACAAGUUCAGGUAGUCCAUCCCUGUUGGUCUGUUUGUUUUUCUCGUUUCGGGCCUAGUGAAUACGACCUAUUCCAACCAACCAAACACGGCUGGGCCACACCAGCAAACGGAGGGAAGGCAGCGGCCUGAUUGUAAAAGGGGCACAACAUACAGCCCUGCCUCAUCCCCCAUCCAGCAAAACCUCGUCCCCCAUCCAGCAUAACCUCCAACGCUCCACACAUCCAAAGUACCACAGUUCCUGAACCCCUCCCUUCCCCCUACCUGCUACCACCUCAUUAUAAUUCAUGCUGAUUCUUCUACUCAUUCUCCUUAUUCACUUUUUUGGAGACCGAUCUCGAAGAUUUCUACGGAAAGAAAAUGUUUUUUCCCCUGUUUGUAUUAGAAUUUUUAAAAUCUCCUGUGGUAUUUUUUUACUUGAAAAAUAUGUAUAUAUUUUUUCAAUAAAUGUACUAUGAUUGAUGGGUAUUUUGCUUUCCAAGCCAUUUGAAACAAAGAAAUGAAAGGGGCGAUGUUGAGGGUCUCUAGGUCUUCGACGGGACGAUCGAUAUGCAGGCAGAUUGGCGCUGUUGCAGGCACACUAAAGCCUCGUUUUUACCUGGCGCUAACAUACAUUCUUUAUUCUGAUCUUGUCCACAUUCAGAUUGUGGCCAGAUUUUCAGAUAUGCAUCUACACAUAGUAUUAAAAUGGGAUAAUGAUUUAAACGUUUUCACUGUCCAGAUCUGUCUACACUUUAAGAUAUUCAAACACAAUGGGUGCCUGACUCUCUCCGGAGGUGGUCAGGAAGAUCUGUUCACAAUCUGUCUUUUAAUCAUCUACAGCUGUCCAAAAAUGUUGGCACAAUCAGAAUGUGGACAAGAUCAGAGUAUACCACCCUGCAUCCCACUGCUGGCUUACCUCUGAAGCUAAGCAGUUUUGGUCCUGGUUGGGAGACCAGAUGCUGCUGGAAGUGGUGUUGGAGGGCACUCUUUCCUCUGGUCUAAAAUAUACCAACGCCCCAGGACAGUGAUUGGGGACAUUGCCCUGUGAAGGGUGCAGUCUUUCGGAUGGGACGUUAAAUAGGUGUCCUGUCUGUGGUCACUUAAGAUCCCAUGUCACUUAUUGUAAAAGUACGGUUGUCAACCAUGGUGUUCUGGCUAAAUUCCCAAUCAGACCCACAUACCAUCAUGGCCACCUAAUCACCCCCAGCUUCCAAUUGGCUCAUUCAUCCCCCUCCUCUCCCCUGUCACUAUUCCCCAGAUCGUUGCUGUAAAUGAGAAUGUGUUCAGUCAACUUACCUGGUAAAAUAAGGGUUAAAAUAAAAAUCUGGACAAAGGACUGAUUGUGAUCUGAGAACCAGGUAUAAACGGGGCUUCUGUUGCGCUUUCACCCUUUGUUUUCUUUCUUUGGUGAUCGAGUGGAGAGAAAGCAACACUGCUGCAUGACAUCAUUGCUUAUUUGAAACCUGUGGUGUGUUCAGUUCGAUUGAAGUUUGCUAUGUUGCGUAACGGUUUGUACUGAACGACACGUUUCCCCAAAAACAUUCCAAUGUUCUUUGAAUGGACUUUGAGGUACGUUUGCUCCGUUUGGUGGGUGUGGCUUGAAGCAAUGGGGGACAUAUUUAACGAGCAGCGGCCAUGCUGAUCCCCAACCUCUUGUUGUUUUUGAGCUGACCGUUCAGAACAGCACCGUUUCUGUUUAAUUGAAUGUUGCACUGUUUUUUUUUUUUUUUCGUACCGAACGUAGCCCUGACCAUGGAAACAUUUUAAUUGCAAGAAAUGAACUAAUGGGGAGUGUCUGUCCCUGAGGUUUGUGUAAAGUGUCUGACAUCAGUGAUGUCUUGUAUUAUAACUCAUUGGUUAGAACGCUGUAUUUUUAAUAGCCAGCGUUUUCCUAUUGUUUGGUUUCUCUUCUUUUUGCUAGACAGUACUUCUGUGACUUUGUGUAAAGUUUGUAAAGAUUUUCUUGUUCACUUCUUACACUUUUUGAUAAGUCUCUUUAAUCUGUGUAUUUUACCAUCUUUCUUGUGAGCUUUCGUUAAAGGAUUUAUUUCCUCUAGGUGUUCCCGAGUGGAGCUGUUCUAAAAGUUGUCUUAUUUCUCUGCAUUUCCCUGACCCAUUUGGAAAUGUAUUUGCAGCAAAAAUAUGUUUGAUUACUUGAUAAUGAUUCCAUCUAAAAAGAGAGACGCGGUGUAGUGACACUUUGGUCUUUUAGGUUGAAAACGCUUUUUUAUGGGAACUGGAGACGUUGUGGUACCAGUAACAUUUCUUGUCACCGGCGAGCUCUCAUUAUUAGGAAUGAAAGAACUGUAAGCUUCAAUGUGAAGAACCUUCAUUAGUUCCAGUGGAGGCUUUAGUAACAACGCAUCGGUUUGACAAUUGUGUUACUUUUAGCUUUUUAAACAUUUUUUUUAAAUGUCUCAACGUCUUACUUUUGUAAGCUACUCCUGCUUUGGUCUACAUUCACAAAUGGUUUGUAAAACUAAAAAGCAGUUGUUUUUUUUUGUUCUUUAAAAGCACAGCCUCAAAUAAUGUUGAUUUCAAGUAGUUUAUUUGUAUUAUUUUAUUAUGUGCUGUAAGUAGCCAUCUGAAAAUGACAACCUGUAAUAAAAGUGAAGCGUA
Messenger RNA from Oncorhynchus keta (chum salmon), 5008 nucleotides. Its product is annotated as mesoderm induction early response protein 1-like. NCBI's taxonomy places the organism in Eukaryota, Metazoa, Chordata, Actinopteri, Salmoniformes, Salmonidae. Gene Ontology annotation, biological process: negative regulation of transcription by RNA polymerase II. The transcript is spliced from 14 exons. Gene Ontology annotation, molecular function: transcription corepressor activity; histone deacetylase binding. Gene Ontology annotation, cellular component: nucleoplasm. The record is from RefSeq and is a predicted model, not a curated record. Bases 581 to 2275 code for a protein of 564 amino acids.